CUCCUCUCCUCCCCCACUGAGAUUUCCAAACCGUAUCCCCGAGCCCUCCUCAUCUCCCAUCACUUUGGUCCAAGGAGUCCCAGAGGUUUUAUUCUUCUUCCACCAUCCUAUCAUCAUCUCUCUCCUGGACGAGAGGUCUUACCACGCCUCACCUGUCCUCCUGUAGAGUCUCAUUACUCACCUACCUGCACCUUUUUGACUCCUUGACGCUUUCUUGGGACGCGGCUCAAGAUGCCAGAGCCCACAAAGAAAGACGAGAUGCCAAAUGGCCAGCCAGAAGAAAGUGUUGCCCCAGACAGUAACGCUGCGCUGCCCCUCCCUGAGAUUUCCUUGGAGAUUUCUCCACCCCAAGAAGCGGUAGCAGAGGAGAAAGAGCCAGUAGAGACUGAUGGGAAGCAACCAGAGCCCACAGAGCCUGAGCCGUUACAGGCUGUGGUGGCUCCGGAGCCGAGCCCCACCGAGAACGGCUCAAACCAACCGCCGCCUGGUUUGGUUGGGGUUACAGAGCAAGCAGAGUCCGGUAGCUCUGCCGUAAAGGAAGAGGGCCCUUGCUCUCCCCCACCAACUGAUGAUGAUGAUGCUGCAGCCACUACCGCAUCCUCAACAUCCCAAGCAGAGGACGGCAGUUCACUCAAGAAACUCUCAAUUGAGCUGCUCAAUGAUAGCGUCCCUGUGCCAACCAUGGGCAGAAAAGACUCAGUGUGGUCUCUGGGAGAGGGCCAGAACCCAGAGGACCUGGACAAGCCCAUCGACACCCCGCCAAUAUCCACCCUGAUGAUAGAGAGUCCCCAUAGUGCCGUUGUCCCUGUGGGUGGAGACAUCAGCUUUGUUGCCAAGGUGGAGGCCAAAGAUCUCCUCCGCAAACCUACUAUCAAGUGGUUCAAAGGGAAAUGGAUGGAUCUGGCCAGCAAGACAGGAAAGCACUUACAGCUGAAAGAGACCUUUGACCGAUUGACCAAGAUACAUACAUUUGAGAUGCUCAUCAUCAAGGCCAAAGACAACUAUGCUGGAAACUACAGGUGUGAAGUCACCUACAAGGACAAGUUUGACAGCUGUUCCUUUGACUUGGAAGUUAAAGAAACUGAACAGGGCUCACAGAAUAUUGAUAUUCGUUCAGCUUUCAAAAGAAGCAGUGAAGGACAAGAGGAUGCAGGAGAGCUUGACUUUAGUGGUCUCCUUAAACAUAGAAAUCAAAGGGAGGUGAAACCGGAUGACACUCCAGAUGUUGAUGUGUGGGAGAUCCUGAAGGGCGCCCGGCCAGAUCAGUACGAGAAAAUUGCCUUUAUGUACGGCAUCACAGAUCUGAGGGGUCUGCUGCGGAGGAUGAAGAAGAUCCCAAAAGAGGUGAAGAAAAGCGAUGCUUUUGCGAAGAAACUGGAACCAGCCUAUCAGGUGGACAAAGGUGGAAAGAUCCGCUUGGUGGUCGAUCUGGCCGACCCCACGGUUGAGCUGAAGUGGUACAAGAACGGACAAGAAAUCAGACCCACUCCCAAUAAUAGGAAGUAUAUUUUUGAGCAUAAGGGCACACAAAGGAUUAUGGUCAUCAACAACUGCUCCUCGAAUGAUGACGCGGCGUAUUCUGUAGCUGCGGGAGACGAGAAAUGCGCCACAGAGCUCUUUGUCAAAGAGUUGCCAGUUAAGAUACUUAAAGGUAUCGAGAAAGUGGCGACCACAGUGAAUGAGAGGAUUGAGCUGGAGUGCGAAGUGUCAGAGGAAGGUGCUCAAGUCAAAUGGAUGAAGAACGGUGUUGAAAUUCCUACAGGAGUGCGUUCCAGAUACCGAGUCAAGUGUGACGGAACAAAACACUACUUGGUGAUUGAUGACGCCUCCAGGGAGGACACCGGGACGUACUCCAUCAUGGCUUCCGGUGGCACAUCUGAGGCUCGCGUUCAGGUUGACUUGAAACCGCUGAAGGUGUUCCAGGACCUGGGGAAUAUGACGGUGAGGCUGGGUCAACCCCUCAAGAUGCACUGUGAGAUUUCCCCCGGUAACGUUCCAGGUCGUUGGUACAGGAAUGGACAGCUGAUCCAGCCCAAUGACCGCAUCACCAUCCUACACAGAAAUAGGAACCAUCAUCUUGACAUUGCGGUCACCUCCCUUCAUGAUGCAGGAGAUUACACUUUUGUACCUGAGGGAUAUUCACAGAGCCUCUCUGCCAAAAUUCACAUCAUUGACCCACCAAGGGUGCACUUGGAGAGCAUGAACUUCCCAGACAACACAGUGACAAUUGUGGCAGGAAACAAACUUCGCUUGGAGAUCCCCAUCAGUGGAGAACCAGCACCCAGGGUGAUUUGGAUGAAGGGAGAAAGGGUGAUUCUUGAGUCGGGCAACCGUGUCCGAGCUGAAACGUACGGCGACCAGACCAGCCUGACAAUCGACGUCACAGAGCGGGAGGACACAGGCAACUACAAGAUAGUCCUGCAGAAUGAGGCUGGUGAAGCCUCAGCCAGCGUCAAAAUCAAGGUUGUAGACAUCCCCGACCCUCCAGAGGCUCCCUUGGUCCCGGAGGUUGGCGGUGAUUGGUGCUCUAUGUUAUGGGAACCGCCCAAAUAUGAUGGGGGUUCACCACUAUUAGGCUACUUCAUCGAGAGAAAAAAGAAGCAGAGCUCCAGAUGGAUGAGACUGAACUUUGACCUGAUCAAAGAAACAGCAUUCGAACCCAAGAAGAUGAUUGAAGGAGUGCCAUAUGAAGUGCGGGUGUUUGCAGUCAACGCCAUCGGUGUGUCCAAGCCCAGUGAACCAUCCAAAGCCUUUACUCCCCUCGCUGUGACCAGUGAGCCCACCAUGCUGGUUGUGGACGAUAUCACCGACACCACAGUGACCGUAAAGUGGCGUCCUCCUGAAACCAUCGGAGCUGCCGGUCUGGACGGAUACAUAGUGGAGUACUGCGUAGAAGGAACUGAUGAGUGGAUAGUAUCCAACACGGAGCUGACAGAGAAGACCAAGUACACCAUCACUGGGCUGACUCCAGGAACUAAAAUAACAAUUCGAGUCAAAGCCAUCAACGCUGCCGGAGCCAGCAAUCCACGUACCAUUCAGCACUCCGUCCUGGUCAAAGAGGUUAUUGAACCACCCAAGAUCCGCGUCCCCCGACACUUGAAGCAGACAUACACCCGAAGAGUUGGAGAAGCAGUCAACCUCGUAGUGCCAUUUAUGGGCAAACCCAGGCCGAAGGUCAACUGGCUGAAGGAGGGCAAGCCCAUAGAGGCUACCCACGUCAGCAUCCGCAACACAGACUGUGACAGCAUCAUCUUCAUCCGCAAAGCAGAACGCAGCCACUCUGGAAAGUAUGAGAUGUCUGUGCAGGUUGAGAACCACCAGGACACGGCCAUUCUGGACAUACAAAUCGUAGACCUACCUGGGCCUCCUCUGUGUGUGACGAUUGAAGAUGUUUGGGGAGGAAAUGUGGCUCUGGUCUGGACUCCUCCAAAAGACAACGGCAAUGCCCCGAUAACCGGCUACACCAUUCAAAAAGCAGACAAGAAGACAAUGGAGUGGUACACAUGCAUCGAGCACUACCAUCGCACCUGCAUCACCAUUACAGAGCUGGUGGUAGGGAACGAGUACUUCUUCAGGAUCUUUGCAGAGAACAUGUGCGGCCUGAGCGAAACUGCCACCCAAACCAAGAAAAGCGCCCUCAUCGUCAAAGAAGGCAUGCAGCUUAAAACACAGGAUUACAGCGACCAUGACUUCAACGAGGCGCCAACGUUCACGCAGCCGUUGAUCAACACUUUUGCUAUUGCCGGUUACAACGCUACUCUCAACUGUAGUGUCCGUGCCAACCCAAGGGCCAAAGUGAUCUGGAUGAAGAAUAAGAUCGCCAUCCAGGACGACCCACGCUACCGCAUGUUUAGCAACCAGGGAGUAUGUACUCUGGAGAUCAGGAAGCCCAGCCCCUAUGAUGGUGGCAUGUACACCUGCAAGGCCACCAACGACCUGGGAGAGGCCCAAGUGGACUGCAAGCUGGAGGUCAAAGUCCAAACUCAAGAAUUGUGAAUGUAUGUUCUCAUAUAAGGAGGCUUCACCUUCUACGAACUCAUGCAACGCGGAGUGCCCCUACACCUGAUUGACAAGUACAUGAACGAGAAGGUUGUCGAGCAAGACAAGUAAAAUCGGACAGAGUGCAAUGAGACACUUAAUAGCUUUUGCAGACAUCUGCCGCCACUAGUGAUCCUCUUCUUUCCCCUACGGAGGACAGCGGCCUGGAGGUCGGAUGGAGGGAUGAUGGAGGAGUGUGUGGGGAGGGUGUACUAGUCUGUGGUGUGGCAUGCUGUGUGCAGGUUUAGAGCUAGUUACCAUAAAAAAAAAAAAAAAACACCAGCUCAUUUCUUUGUCACCCUCUUGUGUUCAAAAGACUCUGUUUCAGCUCAGAUGCAUGCUGGCAAUGUUUUGGUUCUAGCUUUGAUAAGUACAUGUAAUGUGUAAAAAAAAACAUAUACAAAAAAGCACAUAUUUAGCACAGUAUUUACAUGUUGCUGGGAGUGUCUGUUGAAGGUGAAAAUGUAUUUCCGGGGUCUGAAAGAAGGAAAAGGGAAUGUAUAAACAAAGGUUUGGUGUUUGUAUGGUGUGUCAGAACUUCUAAGGAAAAAAUGCAAAUAGACCAGAGUAAUGUUGGAUAAAUGAUGUGUUGGAUAACAAUGUGUUGACCCUUCUAAGAUAAUUCACAUUAAUAUUUGUUCAUUUCACUUUUUCUGUUUAAUAAGUGAGAAAAUGUAGAGGUUUACACACGGUCCAUAUUCUGCAUGACACAUUAUGCUUUUUGGAUUCAUAUUUGACUUGAGGCUUGAUUGAUGCCUCAUGUGCGCAUGCAUUUACCUUUGUAAUUAUGACCCAUGGAUUACAAUAAAAAGUCACUUAAAAUGUG
Messenger RNA from Sebastes umbrosus (honeycomb rockfish), 4864 nucleotides. RefSeq names its product myosin binding protein C1 (gene mybpc1). Gene Ontology annotation, molecular function: protein binding. The transcript is spliced from 34 exons. The coding region runs from base 232 to 3996 and encodes 1254 amino acids. NCBI's taxonomy places the organism in Eukaryota, Metazoa, Chordata, Actinopteri, Perciformes, Sebastidae. The record is from RefSeq and is a predicted model, not a curated record.